CCGCGGCAACAGGCAAAAGGUUAAAAAACGGUAUCCCUACCAGACGUUUAUUUUGCGUAACUUUGUAGUUUACGUAAAUAUUACACAAAUCGUGUUAUAUGCUAUGUCUCAGAGAGCAUAAUAGUUAGUGUUUAUUGUGAUCAUUAACUAUUAAAACUAUUUCGAGUUACUAUUUAUUUUUUAUCGUCACUUAACGAUAUUUAUUAUUUCAAGUUUUUUUAAACAAAAGUAAAAUUGGUGUUUAACAUGAGCCUGAGUCAAAUAAGAUGUUUAGUGAGGUGCGAUUUGGUGAAAGUUUGUUCUUCUAGUGGUUUAGUUGCAAAACUUGGGCCUUGUUCUACAAGAGAGCUGAGAAUAAGUGAUAGGCAACGAGCAGCCCAACACAACACGAAACCAGAUUGGAACCGCGCUGUGAGUGAAGCUGAGAAGAUCGUUGGUUAUCCAACAUCCUUCCUCAGCCUACGAUGGGUAUUAAGCGACGAAAUUGCGAAUGUAGCCCUUCACUUGCGGAAAUUAGUGGGAAGCAAUCAUCCAUUAUUAAAAACGGCUAAGAAUCUGAUCUACAAUGGCAAGAACAACAUGCAAGCAUGGGGCCUGAUUGUCUUGUUGGUGUCCAAAGCGGCCGGCCAUAGCCCAGAGAUACCAGACAUGGAGCAGGACAAAGCUGCUGGAGUGCUGCACAGCCAGCGCGCCCUCGCUGAAGUGACCGAAAUGAUUCGUACCUCGCACCUGGUCCAUAAAGGGCUCGUGAACAUGAACGCGCGGCGGACUGUGGAAGGUGACUCCGACGACAUGAUGUUCGGCAACAAGAUCGCUCUGCUCAGUGGCGACUACUUACUCGCCAACUCGUGUAUCGAGCUCGCUAACUUACGAAACCAAGAGCUCGUGGAGUUGAUGUCAUCCGCCGUGAGAGAUCUGGCGGAAGCGGAAUUCCUAGGAGAGAGAGACGAACAGAACAACCCCCUGCCAUCACGACCGUUGCCUGAAGACCAGCGGGAACCCGCUACUGAAUGGGACUGCAUAGUAGCACCGCUGCCGAUGGCGGGCGUGGCCGGUAUAGCUCGUCGUGAGUGGGUCGCGCGACACGUACUGGCUGCGGGAGCUCUGUUGGGAAAGAGUUGCUCAGCGGCACUCAAGCUGGCUGGCCACAACGCAGCCCUGCAGACACAGGGAUACCGGUUCGGUUGCCAUCUUGCCUUAGUAUGGCAGGCGUUCCUCGACUUGGAAUCGUUCACGGGUCCUGAGCCGUCUAGUUUCUCCUUAGUCGGAGCUCCACUUGCCUUCACCUUAGAAGCGAGACCUGAACUAUAUUCAUACAUCGAAGCUGGUCGCAAGAGUGUCCGAGAUGUGGACUAUCAUGCGCUGUAUGAAGCAGUGCUGGAGGGUAACGGUAUCGAGCAAACUAAACAACUACAGCGUGAGCACAUCACUAGCGCGUGUGAGGUGCUCGAUAGUUUCCCCAACUGCGACGCGAGAACGGCCCUCACUAACAUUAUCGUCGCUAUGCAUCCCUAGGCAUUGGUUGUUGCCACGGAUUCAAGUGGAUAAAAUAUAGUGUACUUCUAGUUACGGCCGUUCCCAAUAUACUAUCUACGGAUAGAGAUAACUUACUACCAUCUACUGUCAAUAAUCUGAAGCUGUUCCAAUAUACCCGAUAAGUCAUUCUUAUCGCCUUAUUUUUGGACGCGUGAAUUGCAAUUUCCAUGCAAACUUCUAUCGCUGGUAAGUUAUCGUCCCAUUGACAGACAGCGUGUACGGAUAAGGUGAGUUACCGUCGAAAAGUUUAUUGGGGCAGAAAAGUCAACGAUAGUUACGAUUUUUAUCUCAAUUAAGAGAUAGACUGAAUAUUGGGGACGGCCGUUAUCGUAUUGCUGUCACUGUUUGUUUCAUGAAAUUUUGACACGACAACGAUUAUCUCCUCCAUAAACUCCAUCUAUGAUUCCAACUAGCUAUUCGGGGCGGUGGUGAUAGCAGACUAAGGUACAUCACUAGCAUUUUGAUAUUCCCGCUAUUUCCCCGAGAACUUUAAAUAUGUUGAUGUCACUGAAGUGACUGAUAAAAAAAAGUUAAGUUUAUAAGUACAUAGUACCAACGGUUUUUAUCGUGCGUAUUUGUGAGUCAAUUAGAUAAUUCUGAAUUAUUUACUCAGUUUUUUCAUGUUUCAAUUUUAAAUAUAUAAGUAUGUUUGUAGUAUUAGUAGUGCAAACGUUUAAACUUUUUGUAAAAGUAUCUAACUUAACUAGACUUUAGGUUUUUUGAGGCUCCGUGUAAUAAGAAAUAAGCAAUGAAAAAAAAAAACAUUUUUUUUUAAUAAUUAUGAGUAUUCUAUUGACUAUAGUAAAAAGUCGUACCAAGUGUAUCAAAAAAAUUAUAGACAAAAUUUAUAGUUACCUGUAGUACUUAAUUAUCAUGUUAGAGUAGAUAGAAUAAAAAAUAUGAACGCAUGGUGUCGGGUUUCUUGACCUUAUUUUUGAGGCUGUAUACAUAUCUACAAAAAAAACUACUUUUAUAUAUUAAAUAUAAGGCUUAUAUUGUAAAAUUUUUUGAUACUUUUUAAUAUACAUUUGUAAGUAGAUAUAAUAUAGAUAGUUACUUAUAGACCUUUAAACGCUAUAAAUUAUCAGCGUGUUAGGGACGGACGAGUAUUUACAGGAAACGAUAUGUGACAAACUAACAAACACAUGCUCUUAUGAUUGUUACAUGGAACUAUGAGCAGCUGGUGACUUACACUAGUAUAAAAGAAAAUAUAUAAUAUACUACUAAAACACGAUAUCGAUGUAAACGAAUUUCAGCAUAGAUUUAUUGAAUAAUUGAUUUGUUUCCAUAAAAUAUUGAAAAACAUAAUUUUAUGAACGAUGCGGGAUUCGAACCCACGACCUCGGGCGUUCCGUGCCGGUGCUCUAACCAACUGAGCUAACCGCAUCGAAUCCCGCAUCGUUCAUAAAAUUUUGUUUUUCAAAUUUUAAUUGUGUAUUAAUCCUAAAAGUGAGGUUUAUUACUUUAAAAAUAUAACAUAUUGUUUGUUUCCAUACUUUUUAUCAGGGAGGUUCCUUUGCACAGGAUGCUGGCUAGAUUAUGGGUACCACAACGGCGCCUAUUUACGCCGUGAAGCAGUCAUGUGUAAACAUAACUGUGUUUCGGUCUGAAGGGCGCCGUAGCUAGUGAAAUUACUGGGCAAAUGAGACUUAACAUGGUAUGUCUCAAGGUGACGAGCGCAAUUGUAGUAUCGCUCAGAAUUUUUGGGUUUUUCAAGAAUACUGAGCGGCACUACAUUGUAAUGGGCAGUGCGUAUCAAUUACCAUUUUCCGACGUCCUGCUCGUCUCGUCCCUUAUUUAAAAAAAAUAUUCUUCGUGGCGUUAAAAUGUUGUAUAAUUAAAUGAUAUUUAUUUUUGUAUCAAUGAGUUUAUUGCUCUCUUAAUUGUACAUUUUUAAUUUCUUAAUAAAACUUUUUU
Leptidea sinapis is the source of this 3453-nucleotide messenger RNA. RefSeq names its product all trans-polyprenyl-diphosphate synthase PDSS2 (gene Pdss2). The coding region runs from base 247 to 1515 and encodes 422 amino acids. Gene Ontology annotation, molecular function: prenyltransferase activity. NCBI's taxonomy places the organism in Eukaryota, Metazoa, Arthropoda, Insecta, Lepidoptera, Pieridae. Gene Ontology annotation, biological process: isoprenoid biosynthetic process; ubiquinone biosynthetic process. Gene Ontology annotation, cellular component: mitochondrion; transferase complex. The record is from RefSeq and is a predicted model, not a curated record. The transcript is spliced from 7 exons.